AGCAUCACUCCUCAACGCUUGUUGGCAUUUCUCGAAUCGGGCUUUGUUGCUACUGCGUCCAACUCAGGUCUCUCCUUUUUUUCUCUGACGGUCACUAAUGCAUCGAAGAAAAUCGUCCAAAGACACAAUCGAACAGGAAAACCAGGUCCUCAAUAAUGGUCAACCUGGCAGUGCAACUUUCCCGCAGAAACGCGAAAAACUAGCGUCAAUAGCGUUUCCUAAUGCUCCUGAUGAGAAGGAGAAUGUGAACGUCUCAUCGGAGCCCCAGUCCCAAAGCUCUCCAUUCAGGGUGCGAGUGAACUCUGUUCCCUCGGAACCUAAUGAGCAGCAGACAUCACACCGACCUCCACCACCUUCUGCUGGUCCUUAUCGCACCACAUUUGGAUCUCUUGCUUAUAGUCCGCCAAAUGGAUAUCACUUCCCGGCGUCACCCUUGCGUAAAUCAUUCACUCAAGGACAUGGAAGGACGUUAUCGUCCUCUGGUUCAUCGCUGUCCGUUUCAUCCCCGAUGCUUUCACCUGCACCCCAUGGAAGAGGUCAUCAUUCUUCUCGCUCAAUCAGCAUGAUAGGGUCUUCCUCUGCGAGUCUUAAUGCUUCACCGCCCGAAGGAGUCGGUUCGGCGCAGCUUCCUAACACGCCUGCAACACCCCCAAGUACCCGGAGGCAUCACCAUCAGCGCAUUCACUCCCGCAAUCUGUCCGUCUUUUUCCCUCGUCCGGGAUCCCUUCCUACCUCUUCUAUCACGGAGGACACUGAUGUCGCGCAGGAAGCUACCGUUACACUCAACGACUCACCGCAGUUCAAGAGUGUCCGAUUGCAGGAUCCGCCUGGUCCGCGACGCCUUGGGGAAGGUUUUACCUUUGGAGGAGGGCCAGGGCGAACACCCCCAUUUGCAUCAGAUACUACGGAGGCUGAAACGCCAUCAAGAGCGAAAAGGCGAGGUCACCACCACAAACACUCCUUGUCUCACAACUUUUUCUCUUUUCUCGAGCCGGGGUCUCAGAUGCAAACCUCAGUAUCUCCGGAAAAGCCUUGGACGCCCAUGUCUCCCGGUAUUGCUCCUUCAACAUCGACUUCUUCCCAGUAUGAAAACGGGACGGCCGUUGGUUUGACUAGCCCAAAUUUGGAUCCUUUAGCUAGUAGCCCACGGACUCUUCCAAAGGAUGCGAUUAUGGUAUCCGUAGUGCAAUUCGUGCUGGGUGCUGUGUUAUGGGUGUCGGGACAGCACAGCGGAUCACUGGCCUGCACAGGUCUUGGCUACUGGAUUGUUUUCGACGCUUUCGGAGUUGCUCUUCGCCACGUGUUGCCCGCAUACUUGUCGCUAGAGUCUAUGCAGUCGAAGACUCGUAGACCAUAUGGUAAUGCAAGGGUGGAGACACUCCUGCUCUUCGCACAGGCAGUCUAUUUGAUCUUUGCUUCCGUCUAUGUCUGUAAAGAGGCUAUCGAACAUCUUCUAUUGGCUGCUGGCGAUGGUCACCACCACCAUCCCGGAGAUGAGGAUAUGGCACUGGAUGGGAUGGGGUUUCCUAUUCUCUUGGUACUGAUUACAGUCGCCUCGCUCCUUAGCACCUGUUUACUCUACGAUAACCAUCGGAAACUAAUUAUCACGAGCGGUCAUAAGCUUCCUUCCUUCUCCAGCAUUCUUCACCGCUCAAGGAACUUUUCGUUCUCUGCAUCGAACCCUAUUUCGCCCACGUCACUGAUUCUUGCCAAUCCAUUUACUGUUGCCCCGCUACUGUUUUCGCUCGCCUUACUUCUCGGCGCACUGCUCUUACCGCCACCUCAGCAAGAGAGUUAUGACCUCCUGUUGGCUCUGUUUGAAGCCGUCCUGACGUUCAAGAUUGCAUAUCCGGCUGCAGAGGUUCUAGGGACAGUACUCUUACAAACUGCUCCGCCUCGUGGUUUCCCAGGUGCGCGCAUGGAGGCUUUCCUCAGAGUGAUGCGCGAGAUCGAAAGACACCCACUUGUCCUACACCUUCCUGCACCACAUAUCUGGCAACUCACUCCUUCUGUUACGAGCCUCCCUCCAUCCUCCUCGUUUUCAACUAAAUCACAGAUGCACGAUAUCUCCUCGCUCGACGCACUUGUCGUAACACUCGAGCUACAUGUGAGACGAGAUACAGACGAUGGCGAGUUGCUUACGCUGACGCGCUGGGCGCAUGAUCGGUGCCGUAUUGCACUUGGUUUGGGUGUUGGUGCGAAGGAUAGGGGGAAUGAUGGGGAGGAUGGGGCGGAAAUCACUAUUGGGAUUGUAAAAGGGUAAACCUAACCCUGGCACCUUUGCGCUGAUUGGUAUUGAGGGUAUGUGGUUAAGUAUAUGUAUAGUGUAAAUUAUUAGUUUGUACGUCUGCGGAUGAGUGCACAUACGCUCGGCUUCAAUUUUGGUGGAUUACAGUAUAAUCGCAGUUGUAUCUACAAUACUAGGACUCCCGCAUUGUGCAGUGGUCCGUGCGUUAUGCAAGUCCCGCAGACAGG
This is a messenger RNA of Fomitiporia mediterranea MF3/22, 2475 nucleotides long. RefSeq lists its product as uncharacterized. Gene Ontology annotation, molecular function: monoatomic cation transmembrane transporter activity. Gene Ontology annotation, biological process: transmembrane transport; monoatomic cation transport. The transcript is spliced from 6 exons. Gene Ontology annotation, cellular component: membrane. NCBI's taxonomy places the organism in Eukaryota, Fungi, Basidiomycota, Agaricomycetes, Hymenochaetales, Hymenochaetaceae. The coding region runs from base 98 to 2263 and encodes 721 amino acids. The record is from RefSeq and is a predicted model, not a curated record.